AUGCUAGCACGCAACCUCACUGUCGCCUUCUCCGAACAACUCCGCGCCGUCAUAAAUAAUAACCCUGCUCAGAAACGAGUAUUGGAAGACAUGGCGGAGCAAAUAAAGAAUCUGCAGGAACGAAUCAAAUCCCAUAACGAGAUACCGAAAUCCCAUGAAUCUCAGGAUAGGAACUCGGGAAUGUCACAUUCCAGCAGAAGAAAUAAGAAAAGAAGGGAGAGAUCGAGGACACAUACAAGCCUCAACAGAAGCGAAUCCCAAAAUGGGGAAUCCAAAACCGCCUCUCGAGAUGCCCGUACUUACUUGGAAAACAAGAAGCAGAGGGCGUUCGAAAGUGUUCAAUCAUUGGUGGACAAAAGGAGGGAAGAAAGGAAGAAAGCGCAACUCACGGGAUCUAGCCAUCCCACCAGCCCCGUCAUAAUGCCAGGGAAUGAGACUGGCAAGAGUAGCCUCCCCGAAGAUCUUAUGCCAAUAAUCUCUCCGCUGGCUCCGGAGAUACUAAAUACUCCCAACCCCGGGAAAAUAAAGAUCCCAAAUAUGGCGGCCUUCGAUGGAACGUCCUGCCCCGAGGAACACUUGAUGGCAUACAAAAACUUGAUGUUGCUGUACACCACCAACCCUGCAUUGUGGUGCAAAUUCUUCCCAACUACUCUCACAGGAGUAGCCUUGACGUGGUACACCUCUCUUCCAGGGAGAAGUAUCCACACCUUUGCCCAAUUAAAGAGCAAAUUCCCGGGUCACUUUGUGGCAUCCAGAAGGCAGGAGAAAUCAAACUUUCAUUUGCUUAGCAUAACGCAACUGGAAGGGGAAUCCAUAUCAUCGUAUCUGAGGAAAUUCCACGAGGCAGUGUUGGAGGCACAUGACCCCAAAAAACGAAGGUCAGAAAAAAAGGAUCCAAUAUCCUCCAAUCAUUCCUCAAGGAACAGAGAGGAACAUGCGCUGCGUCGUCCAGAACCUCCCUCAGACAUUGGACCUCCACGAUCCAGACAUGUAUAUGUCGCUAAAGGGGAGUCCAGGACGCGGAAUUUGCUAGAUGGAGGUAACGAUCCGAUGUUCAACCGGAACAGGAAGGACAUAUUCUUCGCCAUCCGGGAUGAGUUGCCAACUCCACCUCCUACUACCACCCUUUCCGAUUGA
This is a messenger RNA of Amaranthus tricolor (Joseph's coat), 1137 nucleotides long. RefSeq lists its product as uncharacterized. Bases 1 to 1137 code for a protein of 378 amino acids. Lineage: Eukaryota; Viridiplantae; Streptophyta; Magnoliopsida; Caryophyllales; Amaranthaceae. The transcript is spliced from 2 exons. The record is from RefSeq and is a predicted model, not a curated record.